Molecule: messenger RNA, 650 nt
Organism: Boleophthalmus pectinirostris (great blue-spotted mudskipper)
Lineage: Eukaryota; Metazoa; Chordata; Actinopteri; Gobiiformes; Gobiidae
Product: CYTL1 domain-containing protein
Exons: 4
Coding region: 144-548 (134 amino acids)
Biological process (GO): positive regulation of transcription by RNA polymerase II
Source: RefSeq, a predicted model, not a curated record
UGGUGUGUCUGGUUUACUCGUGAAGUUACGCAGAGAAAAACAAAGGAAUCAACACCUCGCCUCAGUCCCAGCGCAGACGUGGCUCACAUAACACACUGCGGAUACCAGAUAAGACGAGAUCACGACGUUGUCCCCUUAUAACGAUGGCGUGGUUUCCUGGUCUUGUGCUCCUGCUGUUCACGGUUCCUCUGACGGACUCCUCUCCUUCGUUCAUCCCUCCGACCUGUUACUCCAAAGUCCUGAGUAUGGCGCGGGAGGCUACGCAAUGGGCCGCUUACUUCAAGAACCACUAUGAGACAAGUCAGUGUAUGGCUCACAUGCCUGACCUGCGCCUCGAUGUUCACAACGCGUGUGUGAUGUACAAGAUGAGGACGUACAUCUCUCUGCUGGAGGGAGUCAGGGACAGACGCUGUGCCUACACUGCAGACGUGCACCGACUCGGACACACCCUCAGACGGCUCUUCAUCAUCAUGUCCCAGAAGUGCCACGGGGACCUGGUGUUUACCAUCUAUGACUGUGCUGCUCUGGAGAAACCUGGGUACUACUGAGCUCCACUGUACGGAACAUCAGCUGCGAAACACCUCACCAAAAACACCUAAAAUGAAGUGUUCUUGAGACGUUCUGCACAUUAAAAUCAUAUAAGCAAAGCA